UGUAACUGCUAGACGGACAAGGCUAUAUCAACUCCUGUAUAUUUAUAAAAUUAUUUUAAUUGUCUAAAAGCCCUUAUCAAAGUAAAACAUCCAAAUUGAAGGAAAAUUCGGAAAAUAAUUAUUGUUGAGGAAAUGAAUCAGCUGAUUCGAUCAAUAACGAGGCCAGUAAGGUCAUCGAACAAAGAGCAGCUCGUAGUCAGUGUCGCCAAUAUGCUAACCUUAGAUACAGAAAUUCCCUAGAUGCUUUCUGCCCAAUAUGUGCUUUAUUUUACGUUGGGUAGAGCCUUGUCCGCAUCCAGAUUCUACAAAAUCUCUUUUUUAAUCCGUAUACUACAAAAAUUUGAUACUUUCAUGUAGAAUAACGGUUGUUAUACACAAUUUUAAAACUGAGUAUUUUGGGUUCGAGAUUACGAAGGAGUGGGGGAUGUCAAAGGUAUAAAAGUCACAGCUGGUCGACCGCCAUUUUAAUAUUUGUCGUGCAGCGUUACAAAAAGAUAUCAGUGUUCCAACAAAUAAACUUUGUGAUUAUUUGUGAAUAUUGUGAUAAGACCAGAGACUAUAAAGUGAGAUAAUGCAGAUCUUCGUGAAAACCCUGACUGGGAAAACCAUCACCCUUGAAGUCGAGCCCUCCGAUACCAUUGAGAACGUCAAGGCCAAGAUCCAGGACAAAGAGGGCAUCCCUCCAGAUCAACAAAGGUUGAUCUUUGCUGGUAAGCAACUUGAAGAUGGAAGAACCCUUUCUGACUACAACAUUCAGAAGGAAUCUACCCUCCACUUGGUGCUGAGACUCAGAGGUGGAAUGCAGAUCUUUGUGAAGACCUUAACUGGCAAGACCAUCACCCUUGAAGUAGAGCCAUCUGACACCAUCGAGAAUGUCAAGGCUAAGAUCCAGGACAAAGAAGGCAUCCCCCCAGAUCAGCAGAGGCUUAUCUUUGCUGGCAAGCAGCUAGAAGAUGGAAGAACUCUUUCUGACUACAACAUCCAGAAAGAAUCUACCCUCCACUUGGUGCUGAGACUCAGAGGUGGAAUGCAGAUCUUUGUGAAGACCUUAACUGGCAAGACCAUCACCCUUGAAGUAGAGCCAUCCGACACCAUCGAGAAUGUCAAAGCUAAGAUUCAGGACAAAGAAGGCAUUCCUCCAGAUCAGCAGAGGUUGAUCUUUGCUGGCAAGCAACUGGAAGAUGGAAGAACACUCUCAGACUACAAUAUCCAGAAAGAAUCCACCCUCCACUUGGUGUUGAGACUCAGGGGUGGAAUGCAAAUCUUCGUAAAAACCUUGACUGGCAAGACUAUUACCCUGGAAGUUGAACCGUCUGACACCAUUGAGAAUGUCAAGGCUAAGAUCCAGGACAAAGAAGGCAUCCCCCCAGAUCAGCAGAGGCUUAUCUUUGCUGGCAAGCAGCUAGAAGAUGGAAGAACUCUUUCUGACUACAACAUCCAGAAAGAAUCUACCCUCCACUUGGUGCUGAGACUCAGAGGUGGUAUGCAGAUCUUCGUCAAGACACUUACUGGUAAAACAAUCACCUUGGAAGUUGAACCUUCUGAUACAAUUGAGAAUGUUAAAGCUAAGAUCCAGGAUAAAGAAGGCAUACCUCCAGACCAGCAGAGGUUGAUCUUUGCUGGUAAGCAAUUAGAAGAUGGCAGAACACUUUCUGACUACAAUAUUCAGAAAGAAUCCACCCUGCACUUGGUACUUAGGUUGCGAGGAGGUAUGCAGAUUUUUGUGAAGACAUUGACUGGUAAAACUAUCACCCUUGAAGUAGAACCUUCAGACACCAUAGAAAAUGUGAAGGCCAAAAUCCAAGAUAAGGAAGGUAUCCCACCAGAUCAACAAAGGUUGAUCUUUGCUGGUAAGCAACUAGAAGAUGGUAGAACUCUCUCAGACUACAAUAUCCAAAAAGAAUCAACUCUUCACCUGGUACUUCGUCUUCGAGGAGGAAUGCAAAUUUUUGUGAAGACGCUCACUGGAAAAACCAUUACCUUAGAAGUUGAACCAUCCGACACAAUUGAGAAUGUAAAGGCCAAAAUUCAGGAUAAAGAAGGAAUUCCUCCAGAUCAGCAGAGAUUAAUCUUUGCUGGUAAACAGCUGGAAGAUGGUAGGACUCUAUCUGAUUACAAUAUUCAGAAAGAAUCCACACUGCAUUUAGUAUUACGACUUAGAGGAGGCAUGCAAAUAUUCGUGAAAACUUUAACAGGAAAAACCAUCACCUUAGAAGUUGAACCUUCAGAUACAAUCGAAAAUGUGAAAGCUAAAAUCCAAGACAAAGAAGGUAUUCCUCCAGACCAGCAACGUCUGAUCUUCGCUGGCAAACAACUGGAAGAUGGUAGAACCCUAUCUGACUACAAUAUCCAAAAAGAAUCUACACUCCAUUUGGUAUUGAGACUUAGAGGAGGUAUGCAGAUUUUUGUUAAAACUUUGACAGGAAAAACCAUCACAUUGGAAGUUGAACCUUCAGAUACUAUUGAAAAUGUAAAAGCAAAAAUUCAAGAUAAAGAAGGUAUCCCUCCAGACCAACAAAGGUUAAUUUUUGCUGGUAAACAACUGGAAGAUGGCAGAACUCUGUCAGAUUACAACAUCCAGAAAGAGUCAACUUUGCACUUGGUACUUCGUCUUAGAGGUGGUAUGCAAAUUUUUGAUACCUUGACAGGGAAAACCAUCACUUUGGAAGUAGAACCCUCAGACACAAUAGAAACUGUAAAUGCAAAAAUUCAAGACAAAGAAGGUAUUCCUCCAGAUCAACAGAGAUUGAUCUUUGCUGGUAAGCAGUUGGAAGAUGGAAGAACUCUGUCAGACUACAACAUCCAGAAGGUGUCCACACUUCACUUGGUGCUGCGACUUAGAGGAGGAUUUUAGGAAGUUUCAAUUUCUAUGACUGCAAUUUUUUUUUAAUUUUGUUACUCUUAUGCUUUAAUGAUACUAAACAGAAAUUGAAGUAAAGAAAAUGUCUUUCCGCA
This is a messenger RNA of Acanthoscelides obtectus, 2955 nucleotides long. Lineage: Eukaryota; Metazoa; Arthropoda; Insecta; Coleoptera; Chrysomelidae. The record is from the annotation of a GenBank genome assembly.